AUGAGAGAUUACCGCUCACUUCCGACAAUGAAUAGUAUCUGGACAGACGAGAACUCCUCCGUCAUGGAAGCUUUCAUGAGCUCCUCCGACCUUUCUUCUCUUUGGCUUCCAACACCAAAUUCGGCUGCAUCAACCACCACACCAGGACCCGACACAACCAAACUUCCAUCACAACAACAGCCUCUCUUCAACCAAGAAACUCUCCAACACCGUCUUCAAGCUUUAAUAGAAGACGCAAAAGAGAGCUGGACUUACGCCAUCUUCUGGCAAACUUCUUACGACUACUCUACCAGCAGACAGCUCCUCGGUUGGGGAGACGGUUAUUACAAAGGCGAAGAUGACAAAGAAAAAGCCAAAAAGGUUAUCUUGCCUGAACAACAAGCUCAUCGCAAUAAAGUCCUCCGAGAACUUAACUCCUUAAUUUCUGGCUCGUCUGGCUCAGAUGAUGUUGUUGACGAAGAUGUCACCGAUACUGAGUGGUUCUUUCUCACUUCGAUGACACACUCUUUCGUGAACGGCAGUGGUUUACUGAGCCAGGCUUACUUUAAUUCUUCCCCGGUAUGGAUCAACGAUAGGCUUUCCAUGUCCACAUGUGAACGAACCCGCGCAGCACAUGUUCACGGGCUUCAGACUUUGGUAUAUAUACCAGCACCGUCUUCAAACGGUGUCGUUGAGCUCGCAUCUACUGAGAUAAUUCCACAUAGCGCUGGUAUAAUGGAGAAGGUUCGUUUUUUGUUUGAUUUCAAUAAUCCAGAAGCACGAUCUUGGCCGUUGAAUUCCGGCGACAACGAUCCUUCUUCCAUGUGGUUGGAUAUCCCCGGUGGGAUUGAAAUUAGAGACUCCGUCAAUACUGUUAGCGCCGUUAGUGUAACCACUUCAGCAAAUACAACAAUCACUAAAAAGUUACCGUUUGAAAUUCACGGUGCUUCUUCUAGUGUACCGGAAACAUCCACCGCCGUUAACAUUUCAACUGGUCACCGAGAAAACCAGAACCAAAAUCAGAACCAGACCUUCUUUCCAAAGGAAUUUAAUUUUUCAGGUUCUUUCAAACCGGAAUCCGGCGAGAUUCUGAACUUCGGCGAGAGUAAAAAGAGUUCUUACAGCUCCGCCAAUGGUAAUUUCUUUCCCGGUCCGUCACCGUUUGCUGCCAAUGAGGAAAACAGAAAAAGGAGGUCUCCGGUGUCUAGAAGUAGUAUCGACGAUGGAAUUCUUUCAUUCACUUCUGGAAAACUGUUACAGGCCUCGGGUAUAAAAUCUGGCGGCGGAGAUUCCGAUCAUUCAGAUGUGGAAGUUUCCGUGGUGAAGGAAGCUGUGAGCUGCAGAAUUAUGGAACCGGAGAAGCGGCCUCGGAAGCGAGGUAGAAAACCAGCCAAUGGAAGAGAAGAACCCUUGAACCACGUGGAAGCAGAGAGACAGCGACGAGAGAAACUGAAUCAAAGAUUCUACGCUUUACGGGCUGUGGUUCCGAAUGUUUCUAAAAUGGACAAAGCUUCGCUUCUCGGAGAUGCGAUUUCUUACAUAAAUGAAUUGAAAUCCAAGCUACAAGGGCUUGAAUCAUCUAAAGGUGAAUUGGAGAAAGAACUAGAUACAACCAGGAAGGAACUAGAAAUUGCAACUAAAAAACCAGUUCUGUUAAAUGAAGAAGAAAAAGAGAAAACAAACAACAACUCUAAGUUGAUUGAUUUAGACAUAGAUGUGAAAAUCAUGGGAUGGGAUGCAAUGAUUAGGAUUCAAUGUAGCAAGAAGAAUCACCCUGCAGCGAAAUUAAUGGCAGCGUUAAAAGAGUUGGAUCUUGAUGUGAAUCAUGCAAGUGUUUCUGUUGUUAAUGAUUUGAUGAUUCAACAGGCUUCUAUUAACAUGGGAAGUAGAUUUUACACACAAGAACAGCUUUUAUCGGUUCUUUCUUCCAAAAUUGGUGAUACACAAUGA
Molecule: messenger RNA, 1929 nt
Organism: Lathyrus sativus (Indian pea)
Lineage: Eukaryota; Viridiplantae; Streptophyta; Magnoliopsida; Fabales; Fabaceae
Source: the annotation of a GenBank genome assembly